AAGGAUAGAUUUGUAAACAACUCCAGUCAUUUAGAAGGCUCUUUGUCGCUAAAACCCUAAACGCUCAUCGUCAGCACCUCUCCGCCGCUCGAAUAUGUGGUGGCGCCGCCUGGCCCUCUCCGGGGGCCUCCUCCCCUCCUCCCGCCUCGCUGCCGUCCCCGAACCCGCUACCCGCAAAUACGGGCUUAUUCCCAUGGUAAUUGAGCACUCCUCCCGUGGCGAACGCGCGUACGACAUCUUCUCCCGUCUCCUGAAGGAGCGCAUCGUGUGUAUCAACGGCGUCAUCUCCGACGACACCGCUUCCGUCGUAGUCGCCCAGCUCCUCUUUCUCGAGUCCGAGAACCCCUCCAAGCCCGUCCAUCUCUACAUCAACUCCCCCGGCGGCGCCGUUACCGCUGGCCUUGCCAUCUACGACACGAUGCAGUACAUCAGCUCCCCGGUCUCCACCCUCUGCCUCGGCCAGGCCGCCUCAAUGGGAUCCCUCCUCCUCGCUGCCGGAGCCCCUGGUGAGCGCCGCGCCCUCCCGCACUCCCGCGUCAUGAUCCACCAGCCCUCCGGCGGCGCCUCCGGUCAGGCCACCGACAUCGCCAUCCACGCCAAGGAGAUUCUCAAAGUCCGUGAGCGCCUCAACGCCAUCUACGCCCACCACACGGGCCAGCCCAUUCAGCGGAUCGAGCAGUGCAUGGAGCGUGAUAUGUUCAUGUCCCCUGAGGAGGCCAAGGAGUUCGGACUGGUCGAUGAGGUCAUCGUGCACCGGCCUCUGGCCCUAGUUGCCGAUGCUGUAGCUGAGCUUGGGAACACUGACGAAGGACAAAAAGGUGGUGAUGGUGAUGGAAGUGGUUCGAACAAAGGGAAGGGCGAAGGAUCUGGAUGAUCUCUGACACUGGCCUUUAAUCUUUUGCUCACUGGCUGAUUUAGGUAUGUCCUACUGUUUCUGCUUCCGGAUGUUUUGAUUACAAUUGAUCUCGAGCUUAAUAUUGGGGAUAAUAGAUACCUCUGUAAGGGAAUUAUUUAUUUUGAACAUGAUGAAUAUUUUCUGUUUGGGUACCUCUUUAUCAAUAAUAUGCAAAUUAAAAUCA
This is a messenger RNA of Musa acuminata subsp. malaccensis (wild Malaysian banana), 1079 nucleotides long. RefSeq lists its product as uncharacterized. The record is from RefSeq and is a predicted model, not a curated record. Lineage: Eukaryota; Viridiplantae; Streptophyta; Magnoliopsida; Zingiberales; Musaceae. Gene Ontology annotation, molecular function: serine-type endopeptidase activity; ATP-dependent peptidase activity; ATPase binding. Gene Ontology annotation, cellular component: endopeptidase Clp complex. Gene Ontology annotation, biological process: protein quality control for misfolded or incompletely synthesized proteins.